GCUGUCGCCUCGGAUUGAAUUUCUGCUCGGAGGUUUUCCGGCUCCGGUCCGCAGAGCCGCUCUUUGCCUGGAAGUUUCCCAGCGCGGAGCUGCAUGGAGCGGCUCUAGGAGGAGCCGCAGCCCGGAGAGGAGGGACCAGUCCAGGCCGAACAGGAACCAGAACCACGGUCAAGGAAGCGCCGGGAAGCCGGACCUCGUCCUUCAGAGCUCUUCUCCUCCGGAUCCGAUGGCUGAAAUGUUGAAUCCUCCAGCCCUGCUCAGCAUGCCCCGCAGCCCCACCUCCAGCGAGGAUGAAAUGGCCCAGAGUUUUUCCGACUACUCUGACGACGGCGCCUCCGACAGUUCCCGGGAGGAAACCAUCUACGAGACGAUCAGAGCGACCGCCGAGCCGCCGCAGAACCACAUGGACGACAUCCAGUCCAACUCGCUGGUGAUCCGCGUCCUGAUCCCCGACCUGCAGCAGACGAAAUGCAUGCGGUUCAACCCGGACGCGACGGUCUGGAUCGCCAAACAGCGGAUCCUGUGUACGCUCAAUCAGACCCUGAAGGACGUCCUGAACUACGGACUCUUCCAGCCGGCGAGCGACGGGAGGGACGGCAAGUUCCUGGACGAAGAGCGCCUCCUCCGAGAAUACCCGCAGCCAAUCAGCAAGGGCGUUCCCUGCCUGGAGUUUCGCUACAAGAGCAGAGUCUACAGACAGCCCAACAUCGAUGAGAAGCAGAUUGCCAAACUUCAUACAAAGGCCAACCUGAGGAAGUUCAUGGACCUGGUUCAGCAGAACCAGGUGGACAAAGUGGGGAAGCUGUUGGAGCGAGGCCUCGACCCGAACUACCACGACGGGGAUUCUGGUGAGAGCCCUCUGACGGCGGCGGCCCAGCUGGACAGCGGCGUGGAGAUGAUCAAGGUCCUGAAGAACGGAGGAGCUCAUCUGGACUUCAGGGCCAAGGACGGCCUGACCGCCCUUCACAAAGCGGCGCGCGCCAAGAACCAGCUCAUCCUCAUGACGCUGCUGGAGCUGGGAGCGUCUCCAGACUACAAGGACAGCCGCGGCCUGACGCCGCUCUACCACAGCGUGGUGACGGGCGGAGACCCGGGCUGCUGCGAGCUGCUGCUCCGCCAACACGCCUCCGUCUGCUGCCAGGACGAGAACGGCUGGCACGAGGUCCACCAGGCCUGCCGCCACGGCCAUGUGCAGCAUCUGGAGCAUCUGCUGUUCUACGGAGCGUUGACGAGCGCCCAGAACGCCUCGGGGAACACCGCCCUGCACAUCUGCGCCCUCUACAACCAGGAUAACUGUGCCAGAGUGCUGCUGGUCCGUGGAGCCGACAAGGAAGUGAAGAACUACAACAGCCAGACUCCAUUCCAGGUGGCCAUUAUUGCAGGAAACUUUGAGCUCGCCGAACUCAUCAAGAACCACAAAGACUCUGAUAUAGUGCCUUUCCGUGAGGCCCCAGCGUACUCCAAGCGCCGGCGGGGUCCGUCCUCUGGCAGCGGAAACGGUCAGUCCCCGUCCUCGCUGUCGGCGCCCCGGGUCCUCCUGCGCUCCAACAGCGACAACAACCUUUCUGUGAGCCAGUACCAGCAGCAGCACGGUUCCCCUGGAAACUGGGCCCCACAUCUGCAGCAGCACCAGAGCCACCAGCACCGGGCCCCCCAGCAGGGCCACGCGCAGCCUGGCUCCUCAGCUUUGCACCGCAGCCUGUCCCCCCAGCUGGUCCAGCAGAUGCCCAGCGGCAGCCCCAAUGGCAACGUGGUGGUCCGCACUAUGGGGCGGGGGGCCAGGAGCCGCUCGCCCUCCCUCAGCCGGCUGGGCGAGGAGAGCCGGCGGGCCCAGACCGCGCAGCGCCAGCCCAGCCCCAGCGGUCACGGCGAGGCGCUCGGCCAGCUGUACAGCGCCGUUCCAGGCAGACACUUUGUGGUGGUUCGCUCUUACUCCGCCCAGGGAGGAGAGAUCAACCUCUACAAAGGCGACAGGGUCAAAGUUCUGAGCAUCGGAGAGGGAGGAUUCUGGGAGGGCAGCGCCCGCGGCCAGGUGGGCUGGUUUCCGGCCGACUGCGUGGAGGAAGUCCCGGCCAAGGCCACCGAGGAGAGGACCUAUUCCCGAGCGGACCGGACCGACAGACGGAAACUCUUCAGACAUUACACGGUGGGAUCGUAUGACAGCUUCGACGCCUCCAGUGACUGCGUGGUGGAUGAGAAGACGGUGGUGCUCCAGAAGAGAGAUGAGGGCUUCGGCUUCGUCCUGCGCGGGCCAAAGUCCCUUUGUGCUGCAGCCGACACGCCCAUCGAGGAGUUCACGCCCACUCCGGCCUUCCCGGCGCUGCAGUACCUGGAGUCGGUGGAUGAGGGCGGUGUGGCCUGGCAGGCGGGGCUCCGGACGGGCGACUUCCUCAUCGAGGUGAACCAGGAGAACGUGGUGAAGGUGGGCCACAGGCAGGUGGUCAACAUGAUCCGCCAGGGAGGAAACCGGCUUCUGAUCAAAGUGGUGACCGUGAGCCGGAACCUGGACCCGGAAGACACGGCGCGUAAAAAAGCUCCUCCGCCGCCGAAGCGAGCCCCCACCACCGCCCUGUCCAUGCGCUCCAAGUCCAUGACGUCAGAGCUGGAGGAACUCGUGGAUAAAGCCACGCUACGGAAGAAGAAAGGUGAUGCGCAGAAGAAGAGGAUUGUUUUCCAAGUGACUCUAAAUAAAGUGGAAGAGAUGACGCACGCCCAGAAGAGCUCACCUGUGGACACGAAGAUCGCCACCAUCAAACCUCGUCCCUCCAGUCGCUGCCUGGUCACUCCCACCGACAUGAACUCCAUGUAUCACGACCGCCAGGGAGUAGCAGUGGUGCCGCCCACUGUGCCCGGAGCCUACCUGGGGAUCCCAGAGAAGGGCACCAUGAGGAAGCAGAAGUCUAUAG
This is a messenger RNA of Poeciliopsis prolifica (blackstripe livebearer), 2906 nucleotides long. Its product is annotated as SH3 and multiple ankyrin repeat domains protein 2-like. The record is from RefSeq and is a predicted model, not a curated record. Gene Ontology annotation, cellular component: dendritic spine; postsynaptic membrane; postsynaptic density. Gene Ontology annotation, molecular function: synaptic receptor adaptor activity; ionotropic glutamate receptor binding. Lineage: Eukaryota; Metazoa; Chordata; Actinopteri; Cyprinodontiformes; Poeciliidae.